AUGGGGCUCGUUGACUACACGUCAGACGACGAGGACAGCAGCGGUGGUCAGGAUGCCUCAGCCAACGCGCUGGACGAGACGUCGGCUCUUCCGCCACUGCCUCGCGCGUUCCACGACCUCUAUGCCUCCACCGUCCGCACCGCCCCGGCCGACGACCCCAGCCUUCACCAGGGCCGCCAGCGCGCCAUUCCCCACGUCGCUGGCCAGUGGCCGAGCCAUCUCUACAUUGAGUGUAAGGGCGCCCUUCUUCGUUCACACCCUGCUGGACAUCUCCCAUCUAACAUGGCAGGGUUCCCCCAACCACCGGAGCAUGCCCAUCUGAGCCGGCUGCUGGACAUGCUUCGCGCAGCUCUUCACGGUGCCCUACAAAGCGGCGGCGGCGGCGACGACGACGACAACGACGACGCCGCGCCUCUGUUCCAUUCGUUCCUGACGAGCGACCUGGGCGCGCCGCUGCCGCUACACAUCAGCCUGUCGAGGCCGUUUGUUCUCACCACUGCUGAAAAGGCGGCGUUUGUGACGCGGCUGGAGGACUGCGUAAAGGCAUCCGGCGUCGAGCGCUUCGACGUGGCGUUUGGCGGCCUGGAUUGGCACCGCAGUCCGGACUCGGCCCGGGCCUUUUUGGUCUUGCGCGUCGUCGUCGUCGAGGACAGACGCCGGUCCAGAAACGAACCGCUCGUCAGCCUCCUAGAGCAGUGCAACAAACAGGUGACGGACGCGGGCCAGCCGGCGCUGUACACGAAAUCGCCGGCCGUGGCCGGCGACGACAGCGAUGUGGACCCUGCGUCGUUCCACAUGUCGGUCGCGUGGACGUUGGCGCCCACGACCACACUUGACGCAUGGGCGGACGCCACACAAAACGCAUACGACGACUGGCAGCAGCUGAGAGCGGGCAAGGACGAACCGCCACUCACUUUUGCCGUGGAAAGCAUCAAGGCCAAAAUUGGCAACGUGGUCACAGACAUUCCACUCCGGCCCGCGUCCAUUGCAGCAUCCGCCUCAACGACGACGACGAAAACAACAACGGACGCGGCGGUGGACCGUCUCCCACGGCAAUCAAAACGGUCGCGAUCGGAUAGCAGCGACGCGCUGUCUGAACGGCGGCGCAACAGCAAGAAGAGCCUGUUUGGAUUGUGA
This is a messenger RNA of Sporothrix schenckii 1099-18, 1137 nucleotides long. RefSeq lists its product as uncharacterized. Lineage: Eukaryota; Fungi; Ascomycota; Sordariomycetes; Ophiostomatales; Ophiostomataceae. The record is from RefSeq and is a predicted model, not a curated record. Gene Ontology annotation, cellular component: nucleus. The transcript has a single exon. Gene Ontology annotation, molecular function: 3'-5'-RNA exonuclease activity. The coding region runs from base 1 to 1137 and encodes 378 amino acids. Gene Ontology annotation, biological process: U6 snRNA 3'-end processing.